CCUAAACGCAGCCUCUUGCGCGUGCAUUGGUGCAGCAAUAUGUGCCUCACCCAGUCUGGGAUGAGAGAGGUCCUGACCCUCUGCGACUACGCAUCGCGUCCUCUCUUGUCCGCCUGUCUGUCUGUCUCCGUGCUGACCGACGGCGAGGUAUGCACCGAUACAGCCCUGACGACGAGUCGAUUGCCCGGCCGUCGUUGGUGUGCAGAUGCAUACGUAAGAGGUCUAUGGACAUCCCGAAAAUGAAAAUCAGCCAAAGUCAAUACAUCGCCCCAAACAAUGUAAUGUGAGUCGAGUCAAACUGAGCUACAUGGUCGGUCAGAAAUAGCAGACAGUGAUCUUCACAUCGGUGUCCUUGAAGAUGUCUUUGAUCAUGCUGCUCACUGUCGGCCAAUCCAGCUUAUCGAGGCCGCAACCGAUUUUGGGCAUGCCCAACGCCCUCACCUGCACAACACUCGCAGACACCCAUGGAUCGACGCAACCAUUUGGAUCGAUUUGUGUGCCUCCGCCCAGUGCAUUGAUCUGUCCGUCUAUGCGCACAUACGUUCUUGGAAACCACGUGUGCGAGCAGGUCACAGAGUGAUGUCUCGAGGUCGUGGUAGGUGGGCUUCUCCCAAUAUUUGGCCUUACCAUGCAUAGUCUCUUCCCAUCCAUAGUGUCCUUCCUCCCUCCCUUCGUACCUUCGUGAUGAGGUUAUACAGGAAGGGCGGACCUGCAUUGCAAUGCACGAUGCACUCAUUAUCGUGUGUGCGCAUGCCUGUCAGCCAUGCCUGCCCACCGCUGUCGCCAUCGUUUCUCGGAACGGCUAUCGCCUUGCCCACCGACGGGUGCUGGUUCGCAACCUCACGCUGGAUCGACUGUACACACAACAGCACACUUGCAUGUCCAUCAUGUGUACUUCUGUUCAGAGGCAGACGCACCGGUUUGAUCUUGGCGAAGUGCUGACAGAUGCCCUUUGAGAAAUUGUCGUUGACAGCGACGCAGUGAACUGACAGAUAUGAUACCACAAAAUGCAGACCCACGUUCCGAUGCGUGUGGACACUUUCGUUUCGUCUCACCGAGGGAAUAGGUCUUGUCCAGAAGCUUGAACAUGUCACCCUUUCUCUCCUCAUAGGAAAAGGCGGGCCCAGAUGGCGAGGGCGUGCCCAUGGGCUGCACCAUGGUGCAGAGGUCGGUACGUUUUCUUUUGUGUGGGUGCAUCGGUGUCCCUUACCCGAGGUGCAUCGAUGCUGCCCUGUUUCUUCUGCUUGACCUUGGGCUCAUCGCCGCUACCCUGACCACACCCAUCCAUGUAUGUCCCCGCAGGUGGCUGUGUGUGCAUUCCCACCUUGUUGGCCUGUUGGUCGACCUUCCAUCGCCUCUUGCGCUGGCUCCCAGCCCCACCAUCGCCUCCUGUGUCCUCGUCGUUGCCACCUGUGUUGUGGAUACAUGUCACGGACGUACAUGUGCCAGAGGGGAGUGUCCGCGUCGCAUGCGUACCUCCGCCCCCCUCGCCACCCUGCCCGUCGGUCAUUUCGACGUCGUCAUCCGCAGCACUUGCAGCGGAGACGUCGCCCUUCACGCACACAGUGAUGCGCAGAGACAGGGAUCCGAGAACUGCACAGAGAAGAGGGUUUGUGAUGCCCACGAACAGCUUUCGACAGGUGAAUGAAUGCGUAGGUGUACCUUCUCGUAUCAUCUGUUUGACUUUCGGCCACUCUAGCUUGUCGAGUCCGCAGCCAAUCAGCGGGAGACCUGCACAGCACAAAGACCCGCAGCCAGCUAGCCAUGCAUCACGUCCACGCCCCGCCCGCCACACAUCCUUACCUAGUUUCUUGGUGUCAUGCUGUAUGAGGAGUCGCUUCAGGCUGACGAGUGAGUCCUUCAGUGUGUCGUACCUGACACAUGUGUCCCGCUUUGCCAUGUGCGCAGCUAUACAUGCAAGGCCCUCUUCUCUCUCCUGUCCUACGUCGGUUUUCCAUGGUAUUUCUCCUUGGUCACGAGAUAAUAGAGGAAGCGACCUGCAUUGCAUUGCGUCCACCCAAUACGUCCAUCGGGUACAGGUGUGGAUGCCCAUGCGUUACCUUGAUGGUGCAGCACAGCCACAUCCCCCACACCCACGUCCUGACUCUUGAGCUCUUCCACACCCUGACCAAAAGGAGAGAGAAGCCAAGAACGUUGAAAUGGGGUGGGUCCUCCUGGUGCAUCGCUUACCCCGAACCGCUCUUUGAACGUCUUGGCGAUACCCUUCCCCAUCUGCAGAUCACGACUGACGCAAUGGCCUGCCCGAAACCAAUCCAAAGCCACGCAAGUAGGGCUGUCCGGCUAUCCUUGAUUCGUGUUGUUGUACCCAGUGCAUAUGUGGAAUCCAGCUUGAAGAGGUCCCUUUGCACCUCCUCCAACACGAAGUCGUGGCCCGUGCCAGUCGCUGCACACACAGAGUAUAUGCACACCCAUUGCUCAAUACCGAGCCCACGCGCAGGAAUAUCUGCGUGUACUCACCAGCAGCCGACUUGCCUUGAGGGCGGUAGGAAGGCGGAGAGGGAGCCUGCAACCAUCCGCCAAAAAAGGGAGGAACUUUGUCCUUUGUUGGUGUCCAUACAUACCUUCUUGUCGUCCUUGCUGCUCUCGCCGUUUUCCUUCUGCUCACUCUGCCCAGCUGCUUUGUCUUCGCUAGCCUGCGUGCACGCACACAUACUUACACUCCAGCAGACCAGACACAAGGGAGCCAGCGCAUGAAACCUGUCGGUUCGUUGGCAUCCCUGCUGCUGCUGCUGCGGCUUGCCCUUCCCCUGCACCGUCCCUGAGGGCGCUGCGGACCUCCAUGAGCAGCACACCCAGCCUUGAGAAACGACGCAUCAAAGCAUACAGGUGAGUAGAAGCACCGGCAAUCCUUCGAUCUCUCGUCCUGGCUCACUUGUUCUCCCCUUGUCCGUUGCACACGCCCCAAAACCUGCAGAUAUGUGGCACCACGAAGCGAUCCACCUUCUUACUUGGCACACACUCUCCUACGGCAUGAUGUCCGUAUUGCGCUCUUACUUGUCAUUCCACGUGUUGCCCUCCUCAAGAUGACGGUCUCCAGUGGCCACCAGUCUGUCCGUCAGCUCCUUGUCAGAUGUGAACUUGGCCAUCAGAAGUUGUUUCAUGAUGUCGACGCGGGCCCUGAGUUUUGAGUACAACGAAAGCCACACCAUCACCAUCCCACAUGGCCUGCUCAUAUGCAAAUGUCAACAUCGUGUUGGCUAGCUGGGCGUACGUUCCCCAGUCAGGUCUGAGCUGGACUUUCCUGGAUAGAACGCAUCCAUACAAAGGAAGGGUGCAUGGUCUUGGUCGUCACCCGUCAUGACGUCGAUUGCGUACUUGCCGGCGCGCUUCGCUUCUCUUGGUUCUUUGAUGGACGCGAUGUGUUCCCGGUCCUGCAGCCACAGGUCGAACGAUGAGUGAUCGCAGACAAUGGGGGGACACGCAGGGUGUCCUGAAUUACCUUACCCCCUCGUCCAUGCUCUUGGCCGCCUGAAACGCACUGAGAGCCAACAUCCGUAUGAGCAUCGGCCACGCAUGGUGAGAUCUCCGUAUCUUACUGCUCUACGGAUGGGUAGGUACGUUCUUCGAAGGUGACGGAACCUGCGAGAGGCAAGAGGAGAGGUCAGAGAAUAUCCCAUCCAUCCAUUGGCUCCCCCACGUCACUUACAUGGGUAGAAGUUCGAUAGGUAGUCAUGCAGACCUGCGUGCGGAAACACCGAUAGAAUCGCCUACUAUAGAUGCAAAUGCCAUCCUGUCGUCUGACCUUUGAAGCGUUUGAUAGGUCCCGUUUCAUCGCUCUCUUCUGUCGACAUUGCGGACGGUGCGAUGGCUUCUGACGCUUCUUGUGUUUGUCGAGACUCUCUGUGUGUGUGUCGCACAGAUUCUUUCGGCCGUUGCCUUCGUGUUGGACUCGUAGAUCAGGU
Messenger RNA from Vitrella brassicaformis, 3923 nucleotides. The record is from the annotation of a GenBank genome assembly. NCBI's taxonomy places the organism in Eukaryota, Vitrellaceae.